Paramecium pentaurelia is the source of this 621-nucleotide messenger RNA. Lineage: Eukaryota; Ciliophora; Oligohymenophorea; Peniculida; Parameciidae. The record is from the annotation of a GenBank genome assembly.
AUGCUAUACAAACCUCUAUAUUAUUGUGAUCCUAAAUUUUUAGAUAGGAAUCAAUAACAACAAUAAUAAACUAAACCUCAUUUAUUACCUGAAAUCUAAAUGAAUCAAUAAUUUAAAUCCCUUCAAAAUAUAUAACAUACGAGUAGAGCAACUGAUGCAUUAUUGAGUGGCAGAAAUAGUCUAUUUGAUUAAUUAUAAGAACCUCUUACUUAAAGAUCAUCUUAUCAAUCCAUCAUUAAGAAUAAGAAAUUCUCUUUAAACCAAGAGCAAUAAAAUUAAAAAAAAGUAUUAUUAGUCCAAUUUGAAGAUAUGGGAAUCUAAAAUAAUUAACCAAAAAGUAUAUUGAAAAGAAAAAAUUCGAACAGUAGUCAACAAUCAGACGUUUUAGAUUUCUUUGAAUUAGUAGAAGAUCAACCUGUACGGAACAAAAAGCAUAUUAUUCUUGAACCUUUAUAAUCUACUCCAUCUCCAUAAAUGGCUAAUGCUAUUUCACCUAAAAGAGUCUCAUUUAAUAAAUAAAUCUAAGUAAAAUUGAUCAUUGAUGAUUAUACUGAAUGUAAUGAAAAAAGAAUUUAGAGUAGACAUCAUUUAAGAAGAUAAACAACAGACUUCAUAAAUUGA